AAUUAAAUUUUCCAAAAAUAUGUUAAUCUUUAUAUCGCACCUAUUACGGACGAUUAUACGAAAACAGCAACUGUUUAGAUUGUUGAUUACCCUAGUUAUGUUUGAACAGAUAAACCUAAUCGAUUGCUUAUCUAUGUACGGGGCUGCUUAUCAGCAGGGUCCCUGGUACAACUUAAUGAAACAGUAGUUCGUGAUCCUGACCGUUGGGCACCCCGAUUUCGAAACAGGAAAUUUACUGAUAAUGAUGGUACAGCCAGUGGCGAAAGAACAAAAUGCGAAUUUCGUGUGAAUUCUAGAGCUUCGGUUUAGAAGAAAGGAUUUUUGUAUUCUGAUGUGGCUGAAAAAAUGAUCAGUGCUGUAUGCUGUCUCUUUUGUCUGAUGAUGACUGUUGCUCAGUGUGAACUUGUACAAGAUGAUAGGGAACUGACCAAUUAUCUCCCAUACUACUCAGAACUGAAAAUUGAAACCAUGAGAAUUAAGGCAGGUACACCAGUAAUCCUCAAAUGUUCACCUCGAGGAGAAUGGGAAUACAAGUGGUGUGAACCUAGUUAUAGAGGAGUUACUUGUGAUACUAAAGAUGUAACAAAACUGGAAGACAGUAUCCAAUGGAGAAAACUACGUGUUAGAGACCGUCUGGAUCUCGGUGUUGCCAAAUCCAGUUUGAAUGGCAUAUAUCGAUGUGUAGAAAAGCGAAAAGUACGCAAAGCUGUACUUGUGGAAGUGGUAGAUAUAGACACUUACAGUGGCCCACCUCCAUCAGUAACCUCCCUCAAAACGGCCAACAUCACUGAUCAGCUGAACGUAGAGUUCACAAUACGUUGCAACGUAACCAGUGUAGUACCACCGACGAUUAUCUGGUUCAAACAAUGUUCCGGUCAUAAAUGCGACGUUCAAUACGACGCCAUUUGUUACUGUCAUUUAAACGAAAGUACCCCGGUACUUCACUUAGGUCACAUGCAUAUAGGAAAACUCAGCAUAUACAAUGCCCGAGCAUUCGACAGUGGUUUAUAUGCUUGUUUAGCUGUUACAGAAUAUGGUAAAGACUAUCGCAAUGUCAGUAUUGAAGUGCCUGACAGUGAAGGCAUCGUGCAUCAGCGUGAUUCCUCGUUUUCUUUACUGUUUCUUGUUCCAUUGCAUUUCGUGUUUAUACCUGUUAUCGUUUGGUUGUGUCAUGUUCGUAGAAAACGACGCAUCGCACAAACAGAACAACAGAAAAACCUGCUGAGGUCUCACGCCACAACAUCUCAAGCUUGAAUGACUAUUUUGACUGUGAUAUUUUGAUUUAAUAUUGUAAUUUAAUAAAAUUUGGAAUUAUUUAAUUUGUUUUAAUUAAUAAAACAUGUAAGAAUA
Sitophilus oryzae (rice weevil) is the source of this 1350-nucleotide messenger RNA. RefSeq names its product Down syndrome cell adhesion molecule-like protein 1 homolog. The record is from RefSeq and is a predicted model, not a curated record. The coding region runs from base 346 to 1254 and encodes 302 amino acids. NCBI's taxonomy places the organism in Eukaryota, Metazoa, Arthropoda, Insecta, Coleoptera, Curculionidae. The transcript has 4 exons.